CGAAGUCCUAAACGUCGCGCGCGCGUUUUGUCUCUUCCCACUUGCCGUAGCCGACAGCUUCGCACAACAACAGCGGUGUAUGGUGAGUUACACAUCCUGCGAAGCUUUGCUUUACCCCUUUUACCCCUUUACAGUGAGGAGCAGCAGAAGCAGCCCUUCCUCCUGCUCGUGUGUGGGGCAUCUGAGGGACAGAUUAAGUCCACCAUGCUGCUUCACCCGCAAUGAGGCGACAUGGAUAAGCUGAAGAGUCUGGGUGAGGAGGAAAGCUCUCAGGAGCGAGGAUUGCUGCAUACAUGGAGGGGCUACUCCUAUAGCGUCACUCCAGAAAAAGUGCUCCUGUCUCGACCCGUGCUCCAGGCGGCCCUCGGGGCAAAACACGGAGUCCUGCUCCUAGAUGGUGGGCAGGUAUACAGUUUUGGAGAUUUACCAUGGAAACAGAACCCAUCAUUUAUGAAAACGACAGACCCCGUAUUGGAGGCGGGGUUCAGCGAGAAGCACGUGGUUGCCGUGGCAGCGGGGACGCUCCACAACGGGGCGUUGACGGAGGAUGGAGCCGUGCACAUGUGGGGGGACAAUUCUUAUGGCCAGUGCGGACUGUCUGGACUCUCGGUCGUCCCCAAUCCCACACCUGUGGGUGUGGUGGCCUGUGAGACCACCCCCCCUCGUCCAGUCAGGAUAGUGGAGUUGGCAUGUGGUGAACAGCACACCUUGGCACUUUCAGUUGCACAUGAAGUGUGGUCGUGGGGAAGCGGCUGCCAGUUGGGGUUGAACGCUACGUCUUUUCCUGUCUGGAAACCCCAGAAGGUGGAGCACCUAUCCGGGAGGCAUGUGCUGCAGGUGACAUGCGGAGCCUCUCACUGUCUUGCGUUGGUGCGCUGCUCACCUCCUCCUCAAGACUCACGAAGACCUCCAGAAGACAAAUGCGGGCAGUGCAAUCAAUCGCUUUACACAAUGACUGACAAGGAGGAUCAUGUCAUCAUCUCAGACAACCACUACUGCCCCCUCGGGGUGGAACUUGAAGAAGAUGACAACAAAUCUGCCCUGGAACACGGCUUAGCCCAAGGAAAUUCAAUGGGAAAGAUGAAAAGUUCUCCGUCAGAACCGGUUUUAAUGAUGCAUACCCAUAGCCCCAAGUCCACCUUUCCUUCCACGUCUAGUCCUUCUCAAGCUCCUCUUCCUGUUUCUGAAGCUCUGAAUCAGGUUCAGAUUGCAAGGGAAGCAGUUGUUGGGUCAGUGUCCAAAGACCUGAAAGAAUCUCAGGAUCCAGUGACUAAUGGUGAGGUGUUUGGAGCAGCCACAGAGCCAGCAGCUCAUGAGACGGAGAACUCUGAGAUUACUCAAGGGUCGACCGGGACAGGACCUAAAACCACUCAGUAUCCAGAUGAACAGGCGCUUAAAGAUUAUCUGAAGAGACUUUCGGAACAGACGUUGGCUGAGCAGGCAGAGUUCAAGAUACCAAGUACUGCUCCAUGUGCUCAGCCUGUCACUGAGCCUGGUGUUGUUUUUACCUUGGACCCCUCAACCCCAGUGGCACAAUCGGUCACCCCAAUUGGCUCUGCCCUGAAUAACCUGGUGGUCUCGUAUGCAUCGGCUGUCGGGGAGCGAGUCGCAUCCACGUAUGAGGCCAUCUCUUUAAGGAAGAUGAUCAGCUACUGGGGUCCAGGAGAGGAGAGGGUGCGUCAGGAGGAGCACAAACAAGGCAAGAAAAGCUCAAGUCUCGGGGACAUCCGUGAAGAGGAGGCAGAGGGGCUGAGUCGCCGCCUCUCGCUCCCCGGCUUGCUCUCACAGGGUACAUGCGCUCUCCAUAUCUUAUACCACCACAUGCUGUCCCCGCGUCUCUUACGGAGGACGAGUCGCACACGUGACCACACAGUUGCCCUCACCCCAGCUGGCGUGGCAGAAUCAGACUCCCGCUUGCCCUCUCUGCAGACGGAGGUGUGGAGCUGGGGGCGGGGCCAGGAAGGGCAGCUUGGGCAUGGAGACGUCCUUUCCAGAAUGCAGCCGUUCUGUAUUAAAAGUCUGAGUGGUAAAGAGGUAGUACAAGUGGCUGCAGGUGCCUUCCAUUCACUCGCUCUGACUGCCCAAUCACAGGUGUACUCCUGGGGCAGUAACAGCUUUGGUCAACUUGGGCACAUGGAAUCCCCCAGCACUGUCCCUCAUCCAGCCAAGCUGUCGGAGGGGAUUCGCGUGUGGGAUGCCGCUGCAGGACAGCAUCACACUCUCUUACUGGCUGAUGGAGACUGCCCUCAGCCAAUCCUCUACUACAGCGGGCAGCAGGUGAAAGAGGUGAAGGAAGGAUCGGCGGAGGCGGCUCUGGAGGAAAGCGGAGGUUACACACAGCAGCCUGUACUACUGCCCUUCUGCAUGAACCUGGGCUACGUGAGCACUGUGAGUGCAGGUGGACAGUUGUGUGCAGCGAUGUCUGACCAUAGCUUGGUGGGUUUAAUCGCCAGCCUACACGAGCUGGCAGCAGCCGAGAGAAAGUACUACUGCAAACUGACCAACAUCAAGAUUGUGCUUCUGCAGCCACUGCUUAAACUGGAUUGUCUAAGCUCUGCUCUCGGACCCGCCUUCACCGGCCUCCUCCAGAAUCUGAUUGGUCGAUUCAGCCGCCUGUCACACCUGACUGGUCAGAACUCAGCAGCCUUGACCUUUGUCCUGCGACGAUCACAUGAUCUUAGAGGCCUGGUUCUCGUUGACAACGCACAUCUGUUCCUGGACACAUAUUCUGAGUUCUCCGCUGCAGUUGGAAACAUGCUGGUCAUGGGCAGCUUUCAGGCUCUUGUAAAACCUUGCCAGGAUGUGUUUAGGAAGAAUUACGAGAAGCUCCAGAAACUGUCCGAGUGUUCAGAAGAAGGCGCGACCCUAGCAGACAUUCUGGCUCAUCUCUUUUACCUUCCCAUCCGCCAUCUCUCUGAGUACAGCCACCUUCUGCUCAAACUCGCGUGCUGCUACGAUUCUAGCUGUGUGGACCAUCAGAAGCUGCAGGAGGUCGGCUCGAAGUACGACACUCUGGCUCUUCAACUUAACAGGAAGAGGAAGGAGGCGGAGUACACGCUGCACUUCUGGAAGACGUUUCCUGGAAAGAUGACCGACUCCCUGCGUAAACCGUCUCGCCGUUUGGUGUGUGAGAGCAGCAACAAAGCCCUGAGCCUGCAGAACGCCGGCCGCUUCUCCGUCAACUGGUUCAUCCUCUUUAACGAUGCUCUCGUUCACGCUCAGUUCUCCACUCAUCAUGUCUUCCCGUUGACUACGCUGUGGGUGGAGCCGAUGUCUGAUGAGAACGCCGGACUGUACGGGUUGAAACUAACGUCGCCGGAGGAAAGCUUCACGCUGCUGGCGUCUUCGCCAUCUGAAAAGUUGAAGUGGUUGCGUGCCAUAAAUCAGGCAGUAGAACAGGCACUGAGUGGGGCGGGGUCAAAUUCAGCUCCUCCCACCUCCGAAGCAGGAUCGAGAGCGGACCCGCCCAUUUCCCGUACCGCCUCCUACACCUUCUACAAGGACAGCAGGUUGAAGGACGCCUUAUACGAAGGCCGCUGGGUGGCAGGCAAACCCCAUUGGAGGGGCACGUUAAAAUGGCCAGACGGAAGGACUUACACCGGGACAUUUAAGAACGGAUUCGAGGACGGGUUUGGUGACUAUAUUGUUCCGAACAAGACCCUUAAUAAGAGUGAUCAUUACCAGGGCCAGUGGAAGGAUGGCAAGAUGUGUGGAUUCGGGACCUUCAGGUACGCCACAGGAGAAGUGUACGAGGGCUCGUUUCAGGAUAACAUGCGCCACGGCCAUGGCAUGCUGCGCACCGGCAAACUUAACUCCACCUCCCCCAGCGUGUUCAUCGGCCAGUGGGUGAACGACAAGAAGACCGGUUACGGCGUGUUUGACGACAUCACGAGAGGAGAGAAGUACAUGGGUAUAUGGCAGGAUGAUCAGAAGCAGGGGAACGGCGUGAUCGUCACACAGUUUGGUCUCUAUUACGAGGGCGCUUUUAGCAACAAUAAAAUGAUGGGGAUGGGGGUUUUACUUUCAGAAGACGACACCACAUUUGAGGGGGAUUUCUCAGAAGAUUGGACUCUUAAUGGGAAGGGAACACUGACGAUGCCAAAUGGUGAUUACAUUGAGGGUUCCAUCAGUGGUGUUUGGGGAACUGGUCUGAAGAUAUCAGGGUCCUACUACAAACCCAACCUGUAUGACUCGGACAAGUACAAGAGCCGUGCUCUUAAGCUGGGUCGGUUCUCCGUGCACCCUGAGGAGAAGUGGAAGGCAGUGUUUGGUGAGUGCUGGAGCCAGAUGGGAUGUGACCCAACAGGACAAGGAGACACCAAGACUGCCUGGGACAACAUCGCUAUAGCACUCACUACUAACAGGAGACAGCACAUGGAGAGUCCUGAGCUGCUGAGUCGUUCCCAUAGUAAAACUCUAGAGAGUCUGGAGUUCAUUCCUCAGCACGACGGACCUGUUACGCUGGAGAAAUACGACAUCAUCCGCCGCUACCUCAUCAAGGCGUGUGACACGCCGCUGCACCCGCUGGGGCGGUUGUUGGAGACGCUGGUAGCAGUGUACCGGAUGACGUACGUGGGCGUCGGAGCAAACCGCAGGCUGCUGCAGCAGGCCGUCAACGAGAUCAAAUCCUACCUCAGUCGCAUCUUUCAGAUUGUCAGAUUCCUUUUUCCUGAUCUUCCAGAGGAAGGCGGGUUGCUGUUUGAGGCUCCAGAAGAAAAGAAGGAAUCGAAGACGACUAGCAGCGAACUCGAGUCUCCAAAACCAGGGCAUGUGGUCAGUAGUUCAGCUCUGCUCCUGCCUGUCCUGCUGCCACGUCUCUACCCUCCUCUCUUCACUCUGUACGCUCUGGACAAGGAGAAAGAAGACGACGUGUACUGGGACUGUGUGUUGCGUCUCAACAAGCAGCCCGACCUCGCGCUUCUCGCCUUUCUCGGAGUGCAUCAGAAAUUCUGGCCUGUGAACAUCACAACAUACGGUGAAAAGCAACAGGUCCUUCCCAGCACUAAAGAUGGCUGUUUUGCUUCAGCUGUGGAGACACUACAACAAAUCAGCACAACUUUCACUCCAUCAGACAAGCUGCAGGUCAUCCAGAUGACUUUUGAGGAGAUAACCCAGGAAGUUAUUUGCUUACUUAAACAGAACUUCCUGUGGUCUAUGGAUGAUCUGUUUCCCGUUUUUCUCUACGUGGUGCUCCGUGCUCGAAUAAGGAACUUGGGGUCAGAGGUCAGUCUGAUAGAGGACCUCAUGGACCCGUGUGUGCAGCACGGAGAGCACGGCAUCAUGUUCACCACUUUAAAGGCGUGUUAUUAUCAAAUUCAGCAUGAGAAGAUCACAUAAGGAGGACAUCCAUGAGCCGACUGACCCAUACUAUCAUGAAGAACGUGAGAGAUGGUCAUGGGCCGGGUCAAGAUAUCACCAUGCAGCAGCCGGACAGGCAAACCCCCCCUCUUCCUGCUCAUUCUUGUGCCGUCGUCUUCUUUUUUCAUCUCUUUCACUAUAAUUUUUUUUUAGACUGUACCAUUUAUCUCAUCUCUGUGGAUUUCUAUAGGGAUCCAGUUUUCUUUCCUUGAGAAGGUUUAUAUAUAUAUAUAUAUAUAUAUAUAUAUAUAUAUAUAUAUAUAUAUAUAUAUAUAUAUAUAUAUAUAUAAUAUAAAUAAAUAGUUUUAUUUAUUUAUAUAUAAUAUAUAAUAUAAUUUUUUGAAUGUAAAACAUGCUCGUUUCUGAGGCACAUGAUGGACGCCAUGAAAGGUGCCAUUAUUUUUGCUUUUCCUCCAAAACAACAAAACUGGUCACAUGCUGCUCCAACAGCCAAUCAGAUGCAUGGCAUUUUUUUUGGUUGGAUAUCAUUGAUUUUUUGUUAAUUUUUUUAAAAACAUUUUUUUUUUUUAUUGUAUACACAUUUUUUUUUUGUUAAACUGGGAAGUGUUUCCAGUGUUUCGCAGCCCUUGUGCCACGGUCCAGUUCAUUUUAGGUAUUUUUUUAACCAUCUGUACUAUAAACGCACUACUCUCUCACAGAAGCACAUGUAUUUUUUUGUGAUUUUUUUGGGGUCCUUGUGUGACAAUCGUGUUGUGUGUGUGUAAGAGAAAGAAAGCACGACCGAACGAGUGUGUGUGUUGCAAAGAGCAAUAGCUUUUACAGUAUUCCGAACUGAGCGCGAUGUCGAACGCGAUCGUUUUUAAUAACCAAGGUUUUAUUUAUUGGAGAUCGACACGUCCAGUUGCAGUGUUGAUCUGUACAUCGUACCUGGAUAAUUUACAACGUCGACACUCGUCUUACCGAAGAAACUAAAGGACCAAUGCUGACGUGGAUUUCGUGUAAUCUUAGAGCGAAGCAAAAAUUCAGACACUGGUAUUUCAGAGGAUGAUUUUUUUUCUUCCAGUUGGUUUGACCGAAUUUUCAGACAGUGUUGGUCUCCUCCAGUACUUGAGUGUGUAAAUGUUGUCUUUCCAGGACAUUGUGACGGUUUGUCCAGUUGGUACUUUCUGUCCAGAAUUGUCUUUGUACCUACAUGCGGCAAUAAAGUGGCUAAUGGAAUGUUUA
This is a messenger RNA of Silurus meridionalis, 6543 nucleotides long. It is a transcript of the gene als2b, whose product is annotated as alsin Rho guanine nucleotide exchange factor ALS2 b. The transcript has 35 exons. Lineage: Eukaryota; Metazoa; Chordata; Actinopteri; Siluriformes; Siluridae. The record is from RefSeq and is a predicted model, not a curated record. Gene Ontology annotation, molecular function: guanyl-nucleotide exchange factor activity. Bases 232 to 5337 code for a protein of 1701 amino acids.